CUAGCUCAGUUCUAUGUUUUGUGAGGUAGAAGGCUGUAUGGCCGCGUAUUUUUCCGUUUGUAAAUAAACGAGUAAAGAGUAGGAUGAUUGGAAGUGAUUAUACGUUGGAACUCUGCAAUGUCUUCCAUUCGGGACAGGUGGAACCAGGCAGCUUCUUCCAGCGUUUGACAGGCGGGGUCAAGACCGGGGUCAUAUUGAAGGAUGUGUCCUUCGCCACGCAGAGCGGAGAGGUCACAGCCAUACUGGGCUCCAAGGGGAGCGGCAAAAGAGCACUGCUCGACGUGAUCAGCCGACGAGCACCGUCCAAAGGCCACAUUCUGCUCGAGGGUAUUCCCCUGGAGAAGGAGCAGUUCAGGAGCUCGUGCGCCCUGGUCAAGCACUCUACGCGGCUGCUGCCUGGUCUUAGUGUGCAGCAGACACUCAGCUUGUCGCUUACCAAGAUUUCGGGGUACAUGAAAUCUUCGAAAGUUAAACAGGUGAUGGCUGAUCUAGCUCUGUCCCAGGUUGCUGACAAGUGUGUGACAAGCCUCACCAAGAGCGAAUACCGACGCCUGGUCAUCGGCGUGCAGCUUAUAAGGGAUCCACUGAUUUUGCUCCUGGACGAGCCAACUUGGGAUCUGGAUCCUUUGAACACAUAUCUCGUGAUAUCGAUCCUCUCCAACGCCGCCAAGAAGUAUGGCACCACUAUCAUACUCACUAUGGAGAAGCCCAGAUCGGACGUAUUCCCGUUCCUGGACCGCGUGGUGUAUCUGUGUCUUGGCGACGUGGUGUACGCCGGUCCCACGCGCAACCUGCUCGACUACUUUGGCAGCAUCGGCUUCCCCUGCCCACAGCUGGAGAACCCGCUCAUGUAUUAUCUGUGUCUAUCAACGGUAGAUCGUCGAUCACGCGAACGCUUCAUCGAGUCGAACCAUCAGAUUGCUGCCCUGGUGGAAAAGUUUAGGGUGGAAGGUCCAGCUCUGAUGCAGACCGCCGGUCCACGAGGCCUCAACAAGGUCCAGCACAGCUACGGCAAAAUGACUGGCGUUUCUGUAUUGUGGAUGCUGUACUUACGAAUUCUGGCAUCCAUCUUCAACUUCAAACGUCACGGCAUCAAACAGAUGUUCAUGCGACUGUUCUCGCUGCCGAUUUACUUCUUCAUACUGUGGCUCUUCUACAAUGAAGCAAAGGAUUACCAGAGAGCUUUCAUAACGAAAAGCGGACUGAUAUUCAACGCUAUGAUCGGCACUUACUUCAUCAGCAUCAUGAACACGAUAUGUCUAUACGGACCAUACAGAACGCGUUACUACCAGGAAUCUCAGGACGGUCUGUACAGCGGCGCCAGUCUGCUGCUGUCGUGGAACCUCGUCUCUCUGCCCUUCUCCCUUGUAACCGCGUUUGCAUCUGCUGCUAUAGUCUACCCUAUCCUAGGGGACAUAUCAGAGAACCUGGACUUCCUAUACUUCGCGCUGGUGAUCUGGUCGUGCUACAUCUACGCGGAACAGCAGGCCAUAGCCGUGAUGAUGGUUGUCAAGAACGGCCUCAUAGCUGGCAUCGUGAACAUAUACCUCACGUGUAUCUACGUUAUGCUGGCUAGUGGAGUACUCAGAUCGUACAAGGGCUACGAGGAAUGGCUGUACUAUCUCACAUACAUCACCCACACACGGUACGCCUCGAUAUUCCUACACCGAAACAUCUUCAAGCAGCCAACCUUUAACGUCCUACCGUACAGCGACGAAGAAAACUGCACCUCCAUCACUAAUCUCAUACAAACAUCCUCAAACAUCAAUACAAAUUCCAAUGCCAACUGUAGAUACCCUAGCGGCAAAGCGUUCCUGACUGAAAGAUUCACCGCCAAAGGUUUCGGAGGCGACAUCUAUCACACUGGUGAUUUCAAUAUGGAUUUCAAUUUAGGGAUAUCAUUCGCUUUUUCAUUAGGCAUUAUUAUAUUUAAUAAGUUCUUAUACCUUAUGCCUUUGCCUUGUUACAUAGUUGAUAAAUUUAGUGAAUAAAUAUGUACAAAAUAGGAUAUUGAGGGAUGUUUGAAGCAUAAAAAGAUGAUAACAUUUAGAGCUUUUAAGCCCAUAAGGGGCCAAGCGCUGCAUACAUGCCGUCAGUAUUUACAAAAUCCUGGUGUUUUCGAGGAUGCAAUAAUUGCUUAGCUGCCAAAUCAAUAUGUUGCUUUGACGAUGCUCCGUACGGCCCGACUCAAACUCAGUAGAUACUAGAUUCACAGAUACACGUAUAGGUUCAUAAGGAAUAAUAUCUUACAAUGAAUGAUGAAUAUGAGGUAAUUUGUAAUUAUGUGGAAACCUGUACCAUUAGUUUCAAAAGUUAGAAGCUAUAGAUUCUAAAGCUUAGAAUAGUAUAGAAGCUACUAUAGAAAUUUAAAAAACACUCAUUGAUUUAAUGUUUUUGAAGAUCACUGCCACAAGUAUUACACUGCUUACUAUGAAAUGUAUUGUAAUGUGCAUUUUUUUAUUCAAUA
Molecule: messenger RNA, 2467 nt
Organism: Aricia agestis (brown argus)
Lineage: Eukaryota; Metazoa; Arthropoda; Insecta; Lepidoptera; Lycaenidae
Product: ATP-binding cassette sub-family G member 5
Exons: 13
Coding region: 84-1991 (635 amino acids)
Cellular component (GO): plasma membrane
Molecular function (GO): ABC-type transporter activity; ATP hydrolysis activity; ATP binding
Source: RefSeq, a predicted model, not a curated record